Messenger RNA from Oncorhynchus tshawytscha (Chinook salmon), 7460 nucleotides. It is a transcript of the gene apba1a, whose product is annotated as amyloid beta (A4) precursor protein-binding, family A, member 1a. Gene Ontology annotation, biological process: chemical synaptic transmission. Gene Ontology annotation, molecular function: protein binding; amyloid-beta binding. The transcript is spliced from 13 exons. Gene Ontology annotation, cellular component: dendritic spine; cytoplasm; plasma membrane. The record is from RefSeq and is a predicted model, not a curated record. Lineage: Eukaryota; Metazoa; Chordata; Actinopteri; Salmoniformes; Salmonidae. The coding region runs from base 219 to 3305 and encodes 1028 amino acids.
CUGACACGAGCCACAAGGCCACUGGGAUCCACGGAACCAUAGGGUCCAACCCCAACUCCGGCCCCCUGACCUCUGCUCUGAGAAGCCACCUCACCACCCUCCACACCUAUAGAUGGUUCUAGAAGAAGCCCUUCCACGGAGCUGCGUUUCUCCCAGACUGCAGGCGAUGCAUUCCGCCUAGACUCUCCCCCUCGUUCCCCGACCAAACCGAGGCAGCCAUGAACCCCGAGGAGGUGGAGCAUGGCCAGGAGCUGAUCGAGCACGUAGAAGCCGACCUGCCCCCUCCUCAACGCCGUCGCCACGACAACCACAUUGCCACCAACAACGGUCGACCCCGGCAGCCUAGCAACCACAGUAGUGAAAACAACAACCACCCUGCUCCCCGCUACAGGAGAUAUAAUGAGGCUCCUGGCGCAGGUGGCAGCAGGGUCAGAGGGGCCCCACAACGCAGGUCAACAGAGGAGCCAGAGGCGGAACUUCACCUGGGGGCCCAGUCCCCUCCCCAACCCCAGCAGCAGCAGCAGGCCCAGGGUCAGUCACAGCCCAUCUUGCGUCCUGCAGUGACACGUUACCGCAGACAGGGGGACAGCGAGGCCAGGCUCAGAGCACAGCAGCAGAGACACAUACAGAGACAGCAGAGAGAGGCUGAGAGGGUACACCAACAACAACAACAACCUCUGCCAGCCCCACAGCCUGUUCACUCUCUACCCCCAGAACGAGAAGAGACAGAGGAGGAUGAGGAGGAGAGAGGGAGGUAUAGAGAGAGGGAGACAGAGGGGGAUAACUCUGCGUUAGGCCGUUCGGCCAGCACGGAGAGUGCUUUCCACACACACACAGACCGGGCGGAGGGCGACUGUGUCAUGGCCCUAGAUCUUGAGGCAGAGGACGAGGGCGGGACUUAUGAGGUGAUGCUUCGCCCAGAGGCGGAGGGAUACACAGAGAGCGCUGAGUCAGAGCAGCACCAUCCCCACCCUCAGCCCAACCUGAACCUCAACUACCCCCCUCAGCCCCCUCCCUUACCCCGGGAACCCCUACCAGACGUUGGGAGACCCCAGAGUCAGGAGGAGGCAGAGGAAACCCUGAACCCUGGUGGUGGUUACUCUAACUACGUUUACACCCAACCUCUCAACCUCCAUGGGGGAGGGGCCAGGGUGCCGGGGGGACGGGACAGCAGCGUCGAGGAAGGGAUGGAGCCUAAAGACAAGGCAUAUUCUGAAGCCUACCACUACUCCCUGACAGAACAUGUGUAUGAGGAGAUCAGCGACGCCCCCUCUGCUGCUGCUGCUGAGGGGGUGACUCCUACAAAUGCCAACGAGAACCUCCAGCAGAGAAAGGCGGCGUUCCGUCUGUUUGAGGGGGGGGACGGGGGCGGGGACUACUGGCAGCAGGAGGCAGUGGGGUCGAGGCUGCACCACUAUGACGAGCGCUCGGACGGCGAGUCAGACAGUCCUGAGAAGGAGGCGGAGUUUGCUCCGUACCCGCGGGCAGACAGCUGUGACCAGGACGGUGAAGAGGACAUCAACAUGAUCGUAACGGAAGUCAGAGAGAGUUCCAGCUCUCAGAGUCUGGAAAGAGCUGCUGCUGGGUUGGGGGAGGGAGGAGACAAAGAAGACAUGAUGAAAGGAGGAGAGGAAGAGGGAGACUCUUACAACUCCCAAUCCGACGCCCCCACAGACUCCAAACAUCCCAAGGGAGAGAUGGAAAGCGAGGGGGAUGAGAGAGAAGGAGAGGGCGUUCCAGCCCCAGCAGACAGUCCCUCUGAGGACUCGUCUGGGGUUCGUAACAGUCGUGAGAAAAGAGACGCCAUCACCCUGGCCAUAAAGGACAUCAAAGAGGCCAUAGAGGAGGUGAAGACCAGGACGGUGAGGUCACCCUACACCCCUGAUGAGCCUAAAGAACCCAUCUGGGUGAUGAGACAGGACCUGAGUCCCACCGCUGAGUGUUGUGACCUGCAACCCUCACUAGGGGGCGACUCUCCAGGUUCAGACUCUCAGGCCUCUCCUCAGGGGGCGGAGUCUUCAAUCCGGACACCCAUGCUUGAAGGGAGUGAAAGCUUCGAGUCUCCACCUUUUUCCACUAAAGAGUCCAGGAGAAGCCUGGCCUCCUUUCCUACCUAUGUAGAAGUCCCAGGUCCAUGUGACCCAGAGGACCUGAUCGAUGGGAUCAUCUUUGCCGCGAACUACCUGGGCUCCACCCAGUUGCUGUCUGACAAGACCCCCUCCAAGAACGUGCGCAUGAUGCAGGCCCAGGAGGCUGUCAGCCGCAUCAAGACGGCCCAGAAAUUAGCCAAAAACAAGAAGAAGGCUCCAGAAGGUGAGGCCCAGCCCAUGACGGAGGUGGACCUCUUCAUCUCCACCCAGAGGAUUAAAGUCCUCAAUGCUGACUCACAGGAGACUAUGAUGGACCACCCUCUGAGGACCAUCUCCUACAUCGCUGACAUCGGCAACAUUGUGGUUCUGAUGGCAAGGCGCCGUAUGCCCCGCCCAGACUCCAUGGACAGCGUGGAGGCGUCAGACCCCGCCGAGGACGAGAAACAACGGCAGUACAAGAUGAUCUGCCACGUCUUUGAGUCCGAGGAUGCCCAGCUGAUUGCCCAGUCUAUAGGCCAGGCCUUCAGUGUGGCGUACCAGGAGUUCCUGCGGGCUAACGGCAUCAACCCAGAGGACCUGAGUCAGAAGGAGUACAGUGACCUGCUCAACACUCAGGACAUGUACAACGAUGACCUCAUACACUUCUCCAAGUCUGAGAACUGCAAAGACAUUUACAUCGAGAAGCAGAAAGGUGAGAUUCUGGGCGUGGUCAUUGUGGAGAGUGGGUGGGGCUCCAUCCUGCCCACAGUCAUCAUCGCCAACAUGAUGCAUGCUGGUCCGUCGGAGAAGUCAGGCCGUCUUAAUAUCGGAGACCAGAUUAUGUCUAUCAAUGGGACCAGUCUGGUGGGGCUACCCCUGUCCACCUGCCAGACCAUAAUUAAGGGUCUGAAGAACCAGUCUCGUAUCAAGCUGAACAUCGUCAGGUGUCCUCCUGUUACCACGGUACUCAUCAGACGACCUGACCUCAGAUACCAGCUGGGCUUCAGCGUACAGAACGGCAUUAUCUGCAGCCUUAUGCGAGGGGGCAUCGCUGAGAGGGGAGGAGUCAGGGUCGGCCACCGCAUCAUCGAGAUCAAUGGCCAGAGCGUGGUGGCCACGCCCCACGAAAAGAUCGUCCACAUCCUGUCCAACGCUGUGGGAGAGAUCCACAUGAAGACGAUGCCAGCUGCCAUGUACCGCCUGCUAACUGCCCAGGAGCAACCUGUUUACAUCUAGUGAUGACCUCCCUCUCCUACCCGACAUCCGAUCUCACCCCCAGAUGACCUCACUCCCUGACCCCCAGCAUCACUGCACCCUCUAUGUGUGAGCAACUCCUCCCCCUCCCUCAAGCCCCAGAUCACCAUUGGAGACUGAAGCUUCUUAAUCAUAACGAAUGGACAUAUCACAUGCUCUGGAUGACUAUUUUAUCUGAUUGUUUUGCUGUGGAGAGUAGAGUUUGGCUGAAAAAGACAGCUUGUUCAAGCCCCUCCCAUACUGAGGGUUGCUUCCUGAGCUUCGCACUGACCUUCCCUUCUUUCCCAUGUUUCUUUCUCUCCCUCUCUCUGUUUCUCUCUCUAUCCCUCUCCCUCUCACUUUCUAUCGGUCUACCUCCCUUCUCUAUCCCUCUCCCUUUCUCUCACCGGCUGCACUCGUCUGAUGUAAUGUUGAAUACUUCUGUGUUCUCCCACAACACAAACAAAAAGAGAGGGAGUGUGAAACUUGCUGAUAAACAAGUGUUACUACUCUGAACAACAAGCCCCUAUCAUUCCUCGUCAUAACAUUCAAUGCCUUCCGUCUAACGUUAAUGAAUGUCCAAGCAGGGAGGACUUUUCCUGACUGUGGAAGUCCUCCAGGAAAGACAAAGAAAACCAAACGUUCCCAUCCCAUUUAAAAAAAAAAAUGUAUGUUGUUUUUAAGGCUGAGAUUUGGGCUGAUAUAACAAGCAUUCCAAGUUUCUCCACGCGCGUCUGUUUUAAGUCAGGCCUCGUCAAGGGAAGGCUACACUACAUAGACCAAAUGAUUUAAAACCUUCCAAAGGAAUUCACAUUCCCUUCUGAAACAACAUGCAGUCCAGGAAAAUCAGUUCUACAAGGCUGGAGGACAGCCUUGUAAGACAGUGUUUAAGACAGAAGCCAGCCCUGAAAUGGGAGCUUUUGAAAGUAAACAUGUAAUUCUACCUAUUGCCAGGACAACAAAAUAACACUGGUCUCGUUCUCACAUGGAAUUAGCAUUAAUAGCAAAAGCGCUCUCCAUCCUCAUCUUUCCCUUCAGCAUCAUCUUGAAGUGAAAACUAUGAUUAGGUGACAACAGAACUCACAACCACUAUUACGUAAAUGUAAAAAAAAAAAACACUUGCUAAUAUUUUUUCAAAAUCGGUUCGGCUAAUCACAUACUAUUUCCACUCUGGGAAGAGGGGACUCUGCAUCAUCACACCACCAUAUGUCUUAAGGGUUUACAGUCACUCAGAGACCAGAGCUUAAAGUAAAUGCCCAGUGUUUCUAGAUUUCUAUGAAAUAUGACCAAUAAUUACAAUAUGAGUGGUUUUUGUUAAAAAAAAUGGUAAUUGGUAUGUUAAAAAGUAGCUUUUCUGUGUUGGAAUGGUGUGGGUGUACCCCAACAACAGAAUAGUGUGGCCGUAUACCGGUCAUUAAAAAUAUUCACGCAAGUAGACCGCUGAUUGACCAGCUCAGCCUCCUCUAGACAGCUGAUUGACCAGCUCAUCCUCCUCAGGGUGAUACGUCUAUGAGAAAAUAGCAAGUAUUUUUGAAAAGGUUUGUUUGAGAUACAAGUUUGAGGUGGGGUUUUUGAAGUGUUUUUUUCCCCCACAAUUUAUGUUUUAGUCACAUACAAGUCAACAACAUUAUUUGGAUAUGAGUUAACAGCAUAUGAACUUUUAAAGUGAGACUGGGCAGUUACUUUAAGCCAUACGUUACAUUUCACAUAGGGUGUAUCCCAAAUGGCACCCUAUUCCCUAUUGUGCACUACUUUUAAGCAGGGCCCAUAGGGCCUGGGUUGAAAGUAGUGCACUAUGUAGGGGAUAGGGUGCCAUUCGGGACGCCUCCACAAAGGUUCUGUACUAUAGGCUCUGGUGGUGGAAUACAGUAGAAGCUAAAACUGUUCAGAUCCAUCUUAGGCUGAGGAGAGAUAGCAGAGGUCAACCAGAUGUGUAUAGAAUACCUCAGACUUUGGCACCAAAUUGAGGUUCAGGAUUUAAUAUUUAUUUUGCGAUCAGGACAGUUGGAUUAGAUUGUAUUACAGUACAACCUUAAAAACAACCUGCAAUGAAAUUAUUUUAUAUUUUCAUUACCAAGGAUUUUACAUUCCUCUGUCUUAUUUAAUAUUUUAAAAAAUGUCUUGAAUAUAAUCUGCAAUAUUUUUGCCAGACUAUACUGUAAUUCUGUUUAUAGGUAAUUAUAUUGCAUUGCAUUUGGAUCUCAAUCUUUAUACUUGAAGGAUGCUUAUCAUAGUACAAGAAAUGGGUCAUUAGUUUGUUAUUUAAAAAACAUGAUUUAUUCUUUUAUUUUUAGAUUUUAUUUUGUUAUCUCGCAAAUGUGAUGAAAUGAAAGUACUGAAAUGAGUCAACAUAUCAUCUCCCUGGUGUACAUGAUUCACAAGUCCUCAAAUGUAUCUCUGUUGCAUAAAGUGGAUAGAUGUUCCCCUCCUGUUUAUGUUCGGCCCUGCUGCCUUUCUGACUAUAAGUGAUUAAUGAGGCUACAGUGUUUUGAGACUAGGAGCUCGAUUCAAUCCUUAUCGGUGAAUAGCAACUUGACAUUUAAAGGUAAUUUCUGAUUUAGCCAACAUAUGCAGCAUUUACCGUGAAUUCAGUCUCCGCGAACGCAGGAAUAGUGCCUUUACAUUUCAAUCGCGCUAUAGCGCCGAACUUCGGCGAUACGGAUUGGGUCAAGCCCUAGUAACUAAAGCAAGAUGCGACGACUUACCACUGGUAAUGAACACGUCAACCACAAUGGAAGCAUUAUGUUGUAGUAGUAAAUUGAUGAGCAGAUGCUCUGAUUAUGGCCUUGCUCUAGGAGUGUCAGCUAAUACAGAUGAUGGAUUGACAAUGGGAAGAAAUGCCUAAUGUUGAUGUUAUGAUUCCUCCUCUAUAACCACAUAUCCUCCCUUUCAUUGAUCUGUCUGGCCUGCCGUAUACAUUUCAAAACCUAUUUUCUUCACAAAAAUAAAUAAGACUCUUCUCACUCUAGCUCUACUCUGGGUCUGUAGCUUACUUAAGAAUCAGAUCUAGUUAUUUUAGAAUGUUUUAAAAUGUCAUUCAGAAAUGUCUAGAACUCUAGACAAUUUCUGCCCAGACAGCCUCUCCCUCACUUCCUGUCUCCUGUGUCACUUCCCGCUUGAGACAUGCCUCCUCUGGAUUCGUGUUUACAAACCGUCAAGGGACAGUUUCCGGGUUGGGGAGUGGACACACAUUAUGACGUGUGGAGGGACACAUUCUGUUGCGACACCUCCGCUACACUGACUUGUGGAGGGGACACAUUAUUAUGACGCUACACCUCUUGCGAGUUGCUGCUGGAGCACCCUGCCACCUGAGCUUGUGUGCCAAAUGUUGACCCUUCCCCUCUGCCCUACUCUCCCCUCUAAACUAUUGAUUGUUCCAAAUGUCUAUUCUAUCUCAUCCCUAAAUCAAAUGUUGGCCUUAUUUAUUACUGUACUUAUGACAUGGAACUACUAAAUGAUACUGAAAAAGUAGUUCCUGUACGGUUGACCACAUGAUGUUCUAGCAUGGUUUAUCUAUGGAGUCACCGGUUGGUCGGUAAUAUGCUGUAUCAUUCCUGCUUCUAGUGUGUGUGGUGUGUAAUGACAACUUCUUUACUCCAUGUUCAACCAAAACCAGCUGGACUACAUAAUAUAUACAUAAAUAUAUAUAUAAAGGUAUAUAUACUUCUAAUGGUUAUUUGUGUGUUUGGAUUGACCAUAUAAGCAAGCUUCAAUGGAUAACAAGUAACGUGAAAAGAGAAUUCAGACUGAUGGCAAGGACCCUUAAUGUGACUCGGAAAGAAGGGGUUUCAUAUGAACUAGAGAUGGAGUUGAUUUGUGUGAAAAGACAUAACUGUACAUAUUUGACGAGCGCACAAGGUCACAAACACAGGGGCGUAAUUACUGUAGACCUCCCACGCAAAAAAGUUGUACUUUGUAAAGAGAUGGUAGCAAACAUACACUUGAGUAGAUGUUGACUGAGAGGUGGGAUAACUAGUGUUUAUAAUGCACUGUUUUGAAUGUAAUUAAUCUAUAAAAAAACACUUUCUGUAAAGCAAUGGCAAUGUUUAUUUAUUUGCUAGCUUUUCUGUGAUGUUACAGUUAUUGAACUACAUUACCUUACCAGAACUGGAAUGUUUGUAACAGUAUUUACAACAAUAAACUACUUGCAAAAGGACA